Messenger RNA from Haliotis rubra (blacklip abalone), 1981 nucleotides. RefSeq names its product QRFP-like peptide receptor. Gene Ontology annotation, cellular component: plasma membrane. The record is from RefSeq and is a predicted model, not a curated record. Gene Ontology annotation, biological process: G protein-coupled receptor signaling pathway. The transcript has 3 exons. Lineage: Eukaryota; Metazoa; Mollusca; Gastropoda; Lepetellida; Haliotidae. Gene Ontology annotation, molecular function: G protein-coupled receptor activity. Bases 206 to 1438 code for a protein of 410 amino acids.
CUGGGAGUUGUGUGGCGGACGUGACAGUACGGCAGUGAGCGCGGCACCAGUUGCUGAUGAUGUUGUUGUCGCGGCACCAGUUGCUGAUGAUGUUCUUGUCACUUGGCUAACACAAAACACUGAACACUCCCAGGUCUCCGCUCAGAUGGGGGUUGACAUAUACGUGUACCAUCCUUGAAAGUCUCGGCCGUAACACCAUUUCACAAUGACCUCGUCGGACAUGCGCAUCGAAGGUGUUGGAGGCCAGGCAGGGGACAUAACCCGUGUUAUCAGCAUUGUGGACAACACAAACUGCUGUCUCAACAUGACAACGUCAUCUCCUCUGUACAAUAUCAUAGAUGGAAACAAAAGUGUGUUUAACAACUUAACAUCAUCAGCAUCCGAUUUGGGAUCCAUGAAGAUGGAAAUGCCUCUGUAUCUCAUCCUGUACUUCACGAUCAUCAACAGCGUUGUGUUCCUCACUGGAAUUAUAGGGAACACUCUGGUAAUACAGGUGAUUGUGAGGCUCAAGUCCAUGAGGACCCGGAUGAACUACUUCCUCAUGAGUCUGAGCGUGGCGGAUCUACUCGUCCUCCUCGUGUGUCAACCGUCCGCCAUGUUGGAGUUCUACGGCAAGGACCGAUGGCUUCUGGGAGAAGUUAUGUGCAAGAUCGUCCCCUUUCUGGAACACGCAUCCCUGCACUCCUCCGGGCUAACCCUCCUCAUCAUCGGCUUCGAACGCUACCUGGCCAUCUGCCACCCCCUGAAGGAGCACAGAGGGUGCCACCUGGCGAGCGCCUGCAUCGUCAUCACCGUCAUCUGGCUCGUCUCCUACGUCUUGUCCCUGCCCUUCGUCUUCAUCACCUUCAUCGAGGACGCUACCUUCAACAUGGACGGCUCGACGGUACAAGUGUGUCGGACCAAGACGUCAGGUGUCUGGCAGAAGACGUACAUCCUGUUCGUCUUUGUGUUCCUGUUUGCGCUGCCGCUAUGCAUGCUGGUCUUCAUGUACGCCGGCAUCAUCUGCAGGCUGUGCAACCUCACCGCCGACAACUACCCAGGGGACUACACCAACAAAAAAACAAUCAACUCCCGGAAACAAGUCGUAAACAUGCUUAUCGCUAUAAUGGCGCUGUUUUUUCUGUGUUUGAUGCCGAUGAGAAUGGUGAUCAUCUUGGUGAUAUUCAUGCCUCCAAACGUCCUAGAGGACAUGGGAUUUGAAACCUAUCAGAACAUACUGUCGUUCGCGAGGAUCAUGAUGUAUGUAAACAGUGCUGGAAACCCUAUCAUUUACGGGUUAUUGUCCUCGAAAUUUAGGGCUGCGUUCCGGCGCCUUGUUCCCAGUUGUAAGGAUGGUAUAUAUGUGAGGGAAUCCGCUGUAUCCACCAGAAGAACGGGAAAGAACACGUGCAUGAUUCCUUUAAACCCCGUCAAUGGCUGCAAUGGAACUGCCAUAUAGUCCACGUGCGUCUAACGUGACAAAGCAGUGCGAAAGGUUUCGUGAGGUUAAGAUACUGACAUUGAUAUUUAAAGAAAAAAUGAUUCAUUAAUGCGUAUUGAAUCAAAUGUUCUUGUUUUGUUUUUGUUUUGUUCGAGUGUUUUGCUUAACCUACACCAAAUGAGAUUCUGUCUUGGAGGACGUGCAGUGCCAACUAGGAGACGUACCUCUACUGCAGAACUUAAACAUGUCUACCCGAGAGGCAGAUAAUGACCGUCACAAAGGACAAUAUGUGCCACGUAGGACAACUGUGUACCCAGUAGACGGACACUUGUGUAUUCCUGUUACAAGCAACGUCUGGAGGACGGACAGCGUUUACCCCAGACAUUACUGUCUUCCACAGACACAGACAAUAUCCACUCUUGUAACUGUUAAUGUCUGCAACAAAGGACAGAAAGGUUUUCAACAACCUAAACAUACGACAUGGACGAACACUGGACCACCCGACACUGUAUGCAUGCGAAGAAAGUUCAAGUUAAACGAAAAAAUGAAUAAAUAAAUAGA